This is a messenger RNA of Volvox carteri f. nagariensis, 1125 nucleotides long. RefSeq lists its product as uncharacterized. The transcript has 8 exons. Gene Ontology annotation, molecular function: protein-arginine omega-N symmetric methyltransferase activity. Lineage: Eukaryota; Viridiplantae; Chlorophyta; Chlorophyceae; Chlamydomonadales; Volvocaceae. Gene Ontology annotation, cellular component: mitochondrion. Gene Ontology annotation, biological process: mitochondrial respiratory chain complex I assembly. The annotation marks the transcript as partial. The record is from RefSeq and is a predicted model, not a curated record.
GACUGCCUUACCAGCCCCCAUGGCGGGUUCUACAUGACACGUGACGUGUUUGGAAGCUCCGGGGACUUUGUGACAUCGCCGGAGAUAUCCCAAUUGUUUGGGGAGAUGGUUGGGGUGUGGUGCGUCCACACCUGGCUAUCGCUGGGCCGCCCUCCCAGGCUGCUGCUGGUGGAGCUCGGUCCGGGAAGGGGAACCCUCAUGGCGGAUUUGCUUAGGGGCACGGCGGCCUUCCGGGAGUUCUCCGCAUCCCUGGAGCUUCAUCUGGUUGAAAUCAGCCCCGCACUGAGGGCCGUACAGUGGGCCGCACUAAGGUGUACGAACAACAGCAGUAGCAGCGGUGGCAGUGACAGCAGUGGCCGAGGCAUACACACAUUCGACCGGACGCAGGUCUCCUGGCACACCUCGCUAGAUGCCGUACCCGACGGCCCCGCGCCAGCGCUGUACAUCGCGCAUGAGUUCUUCGACGCGUUGCCCGUACAUCAGUUCGUACGAGACCCCAAGCGGGGCUGGCUGGAGAAGAUGGUAGACGUACGGACUGGUUUGCGGAUGGUUUUGUCCCCCGGACCCACCCCGGCAUCCGCCUUGCUGGUGCCCCGGCGACUUGGCGGCUUGGCCCCGGGCUCUGCGGGGGAGUUGGGGGCGCUGGAGGUCUCGGCAGUAGGUAUGGCCGUUGCAGAGAAGCUAGCCCAGCGGAUUGUACGACACGGGGGGGCUGCGCUCGUGGUGGAUUACGGCAGGGAGGAACCGCCGUACGGUGACUCGCUGAUGGCCAUCCGCGGCCACCGAGGCGUGGGGAUCCUGGACGCCCCUGGCUCCGCGGAUCUGAGCGCCUGGGUGGACUUCGGCGCGCUGAAGCUGGCGCCGCCAUCACCGGCGGCUGUGGCGCCGCCAGCGGCCUCCGUCACCACAUCCGGGCCCGUGUCCCAGUCGUCCUUUCUGCGCGCCCUGGGCAUUGAGAUGCGGUUGCAGUGGCUGAUGCGAGGGGCGACGGACCCGGGGGCGGCGGAGUCGCUGGCGGCGGGUUGCGCGCGGCUGCUGGGUAGCACCGAGUCGGGCGGCAUGGGGGAGUCGUACAAAGUCAUGGCCAUACACCGUGGAGAUCUGAGGGACCUGGCGGGCUUUUGA